AUGUCGCUGAACAUCCAGGAGCAGCAAAAAAACAGCGCCAUCAGCAUGCUGAACCUGAACGAGUACAACGACAACCUGAGCAGCAGUGGAAAUAUCCUCUACUAUUCCCACGAUAAGAUAUGGAAAAUAUUAAUCUACGACUCGGAGGGGCAGAACAUCCUUGCCCCGUUACUGAAGGUGGGCAAUCUAAGGCACCACGGAGUAACGCUAAAUUUGAAUCUACACAGACAGAGAAGCAACAUCCCAGAAGUCAAUGCAGUCUACCUGGUAGAUAACAACAAAGAAAACAUCGACAAAAUUGUAAAGGACAUGUGUAACAAUAUGUAUGGAAGUUACUACGUCAACUUUAUAUCCUACGUAUGUGAGGAGAAUCUAAAAUACUUUGCAAACGAGUGUGUAAAAAAUAACGUCGCUUCUCAUGUGUCGAAAAUUACGGAUAGGUAUUUAAAAUUUGUUAGCUUAUCUAGUAGCACCUUUUCUUUGAACAUUCCCAAUUGCUUCAAGGUGCUACAUACAAAUGAGGAUCAUGUGAUACAGGAUGUGAUGGACAGGAUAACUGAAGGGUUGAUUUCUUUUCUGGUCACUUUGGGAAUUAUCCCCAUCAUUAGGGUUUCCUCUAAUUCGACCUACCCGUCGAAAACGAUUGCAGAGAAACUACACAGAAAGAUUUACGAACUCGUCAACCUGAGAUCUACAAAUAAUUAUAUUUUUAACUCCAAAACGGUGCAGAGACCUGUGCUUAUUUUGGUCGACAGGGAAGUCGAUUUGAGUGUCAUGGUGCAACACGCGUGGACCUACCAGGCUCUAAUUCACGACGUCUUCGAUAUAAAGCUUAACAAAAUAAGCAUACAUCAGGGGGGUGAAAGUGGCACAAGCAAUACACACAGUGGGAAUAUUGCACAGAAUGCACCUGUGAAAAACUACGACAUCGAUAAUGGAGAUAGCUUCUUCUCCACCAAUUGUAAUAAGCCCUUCCCUGAAGUCGCCAACAAUAUUAGCGAGUGUCUAAAUGAGUACAACGAGAAGAUGAAAAAUUUGAACAAAAAUGAUAAGGGGGGAAGUCUCUCUGGGGGAGGAAACAUAGGCAACAACGUCGGGGGGGAUAACAUCACAGGAGGACUCAUGUCAGCAAUGAAUAUACUCCCAGAAAUGACUGAACAUAAGAGGUUGUUAGAUAUGCACACAAAUAUACUCACCGAAUUGAUAAAAAAUAUUAAGGACAGAGAAUUGGACAAAUAUUAUGAAAAUGAGUUUGACUUUGAAUGUUCAAAUGAGAAAGUUUGCAUACAGCACAUGAAGGAUAUCCUUACCUCAUCGAAGGGAACCCCCAUCGAUAAGUAUAGAGCCUUUUUAUGCUUAUAUUUGGCGAAGAAAAAUAUGAACAAACAGGCACUGGACACAUUUAUGCAAGAAUUAAAAAAUAUGAACAUAGACAUUUCAGCCGUUCAUUUUAUAAACCAGUUGGAAAAAUUAAAAACCAUGAACAUACAUAUUCAUGUGAGUACCCCUCCGACUCACUCGAACAGCGGCACCACAGCAACCUUCAAAGAUCAACUCAAUACAUACAGUAAUAUCUUCAUCGAUAAGGGCAUGAAUAUUUUACAGGGGGCUAAAAUUCUCUUGCCCAAAAGAAGGGAAAUAAAAAUUACCAAGUUGGUCGAAACGCUCAUUGAAAAUAAACCCUCCUCUUUGAACGACCAGUUUGUAUACAUCGACCCGAAGACCCCUCCAAGUGAUACCACCACCGGAAGCAACCAUGUCGAAAGGAAUUACAUAAAACAGGAUCAUGUAAAGGACUACAUUAUCUUUGUUAUUGGGGGGGGGAACUACAUCGAAGUUUCCGCAUUGAAAGACUUGGAGGAAAAAAUGAACAAGAAAAUUAUUUACGGCACCACUGAUUUUGUGCGUCCGGAGAAUUUUGUCCAGGAGAUCAACGAGAUAGGUCAUGCCUUCUCACCGUGA
This is a messenger RNA of Plasmodium coatneyi, 1962 nucleotides long. RefSeq names its product Sec1 family domain containing protein. Gene Ontology annotation, biological process: intracellular protein transport; endoplasmic reticulum to Golgi vesicle-mediated transport. Gene Ontology annotation, cellular component: Golgi membrane; cytosol. Lineage: Eukaryota; Apicomplexa; Aconoidasida; Haemosporida; Plasmodiidae. The record is from RefSeq and is a predicted model, not a curated record. The coding region runs from base 1 to 1962 and encodes 653 amino acids. The transcript has a single exon. Gene Ontology annotation, molecular function: syntaxin binding.